Molecule: messenger RNA, 1431 nt
Organism: Gaeumannomyces tritici R3-111a-1
Lineage: Eukaryota; Fungi; Ascomycota; Sordariomycetes; Magnaporthales; Magnaporthaceae
Exons: 2
Coding region: 1-1431 (476 amino acids)
Source: RefSeq, a predicted model, not a curated record
AUGAGUGCGACCGGACCGCCAAACUACUCUGACGGGGUGAGAAGGAGGGCCAACGAAUUCGCUGGCCAGGAAGAAGCAGAGGCGAGAAUCAACGAGGAAGCGCAUCCCGACCCCGACUGGCCCGUUUGGCUUGACGAUCAUGCUGCCAGUCUGGUCGAGAACCUGGCCACGCGCGCCAGCAACCAGCUUGCGUUUCUCAGAAAGGCCUGGCAAUUGCUCAAGGGACCGCUGCUAUGCCUCUUGUCCUUCAUCACGAAGCCCAUCCGCUUUGUCCUCGAGCGUUUUCUCAGCCGCCUCGUCGACAUAGCGAUUUCCUGCUUGAUGCUCUGGGUGAUAUGGACAUGGUUCAGGCCGUGGGCUUGGAUUACGGCGAUGGCGAGGGCGCUUUGGAGCGAGCUUGGGCCUGGUGUUGACGCCUUCAUCCCUUCCAACCCCUUCACUGUUGGCCGGUACAAAACAUCCAGCGCGAAACCGACCCAGUUUCCAUCGGCGGCCGAUUUGGGAAUUCUUUCUGUCGGGCACCUCGACAGCCAGCAGAUGACCAGCGAUCUAGCUGCAAUGGCUUUUGCGAGCUUUACGUGGACUUGGUCUUCGAUCUGGCAUUGGCGGAGCCUCGGGGCCUAUAUCAAAAGCGCAGCAGCGCUGGACACCCAAGCGCUGGACCUCUACAACCAUCGGCUUUCAGUUGCGCAGGAGUCGUAUGAGCUGGGCGUCCUGGCGCGCAGGUCGGGCGGAGAACAAGACGACCUGGCCGUCACAGUCCUUCGGAAUCUGCGCUACCACGCCGAGAUGCUCUCGAUCGAGGUGGGCACGCUGCUCGGCAAACUGGACGGACUAGAGGCCGCUAUUGCGGGCGUCGAACACCAUCACACGCAACUGAUGGGCCUCGUGUGUCAAGACGAGCUCGUCCAAGACGAGCUCGCCCAGUACAAGGAGCUGGGCCGCCGCCGCGAGCUGGUGCAGGACGGGGGUAAACGGGUCAACGAGGCCCAGGGCCGCGAGUCGAGCGAAGCAAAAAACCAACUCGAGGCUCUGGUCCGAGACAAGGAGGAGGCUCAAGACAAGGGGGCACGCGGAGUGGUGAUGUGCACGGCGGCAAAGUGGUACCAUGGCAAGAUCCGGGAGCUCCAAGGCACGCUUUCCGGCAGAUUUUGCGCGGACAAGAACGGGAGGCGGCCGCGCCUGGGCAUCAGGAGAAUCAACGAGGCGCUACAGAAGUGCCUGCGCAAGCAGAUGACGGAGAUGACCGUGUGCCUCAGCGCCUCGGCUCGUACCUGGUGGCCGUGGCAAAGCGCGCAUGGAGGCGAGGACCGCUGCAACUCUGCGGCGAGCUACCUGCGCGGCGACAAUCUGGUCGCACUUAGACGCUGCGCCGACACUUACCACAGCAGGUGCCUCGACGCGGCAAAGAAAGGACUGUGCGGCGAGUAG